Aspergillus uvarum CBS 121591 is the source of this 666-nucleotide messenger RNA. RefSeq names its product NIF domain protein. Gene Ontology annotation, molecular function: phosphoprotein phosphatase activity. The annotation marks the transcript as partial. Lineage: Eukaryota; Fungi; Ascomycota; Eurotiomycetes; Eurotiales; Aspergillaceae. The transcript has a single exon. The record is from RefSeq and is a predicted model, not a curated record.
CCGAAUAAACGUCGAUCCCCAUCUUGCGAGCCACUAGAACCUCCAUCUCCCACGGCAGAAUAUCUCCAGCAAUCAUCUCUUCCACCGAAGCGAAACUGUUCUUCGAAACCCCUCCUCGUCAUCCUUGACUUGAAUGGCACGCUUGUCCACCGCAAACAUCGCAAGUUUCCACCCUCUUUCGUAGAACGCGCCGGCUUGAAGGGUUUCCGCCAGAUUCUUCUAGGAAAGUACAAGGUCAUGGUCUGGUCGAGCUCGCAACCCUUCACGGUCCAAAACCUCUGCCACAGAAUCUUCCCGGGCAAGACCCGAAAAGAGCUCGUCGCCGAAUGGGGCCGCGACAAGUUCCCGCUCACGGGUUCGCAGUACCGAUCCAAAACCCAGGUCUACAAGACUUUGAAUACAGUCUGGCACGAUCCGUCGAUCCAGGCGUCAUAUCCCAGGUUCCGCGAGAAGAAAUGGCAACCGACGAAGACACAGGCGUGGGAUCAAACAAACACUAUUCUCAUCGACGACAGCAAGCUCAAAGCCAUCUCGGAGCCGUACAACAUCCUGGAAAUCCCCGAAUUCACGGGCGACCGGGGUCCCGGCGACAACCAAACCCUCACCAAAGUGCUGCAGCUACUGGAGGAACUGUCCAAGUAUGACGAUGUCAGCCAGGCGCUGCAC